AUGGAUCGAAGCUGCUAUUUCUCAUGUGAAUUUUUCAGUGCUUAUAAAUGGUUCUUCAAAUGGACGCUUCAAAAGUUCGAAAGGCCUGAGACAGGGGAUCCUCUAUCUCCCUUUCUCUUUCUUUUGAUAGCUGAGUCUCUCAACCUUAUCCUUGUCAAAGCCGAGCAGGUUGGUUGGUUGAAUGGCUUUGAGAUUAUUCCCGGUGGCUCCAAAAUCACUCAUCUACAGUUCGCGGACGACACUCUUGUGUUUCCUAAACACGAAAGCAUCGAUCACCUGCGCAACAUUCUAAUAUGGUUUGAAAUUAUAUCUGGGCUCAAAGUUAAUUUUCAUAAAACGUCUUUAAUGCCUGUUGGUGAGGUCCCGAAUUUGGUUUCUCUUGCUGGUUCUACGGGAUGCAACACUCAUAAUUUGCCUACCACUUACUUGGGUCUGCCUCUAGGGGAGCCAUAUAGGUCCAACAUCAAAUGGAACAAACUCAUUGAAAGAUUUGAAGCUUGGUUGCCGGCGUGGAUCUCCAAAUCUCUUUCGAGAGGAUGUAAACUAACUUUGCUAAUUUCUGUUCUAUCCGCCCUUCCCAUUUAUUUCUUUUCCAAUUUUGUGGCUCCCAUGUAUGCCAUUAAAAAGAUGGAACAAAUUAUGCGUAACUUUCUAUGGGAUGAUGGGGAUGAUAAAAAGUAUCACUUAGUUGCUUGGGACCAGGUAGAGACACCUAAGAAGUUAGGUGGGCUUGGUAUUAAGAAUUUACAUUUAAUGAAUGUGGCCUUGAUCAUGAAAUGGCUGUGGAAGUUCAGUGAUGGAAACAUUUCUCUCUGGAAGCAGUUGAUUGAAGAGAAGUAUGGUCUAGCUCCUCUUGGUUGGAAUUCUAACCCUCCGAAGAAAGUUUAUGGAUGCAGUAUUUGGAGAGGUAUUCACAGUUUCUCAAAUCUGUUUUACUCAAAUUGCAAAUUUCAGCUCGGGAACGGGGAUAUAAUUAGUUUCUGGAAGGAUAAUUGGGUCGGUCAAGCUCCUUUAGCUCAGAUUUUUCCGGCGGCUUUUAAUGCAUCUGAAACCAAAUCAUUAACAGUGGCUCAAGCAUUUGAUAGUUCUUCUCAGCAUUGGAAUUUGGCAUUACUCGCAGAGUGCAUGACAACGUCAUUUCUGAUUUAG
Molecule: messenger RNA, 1149 nt
Organism: Papaver somniferum (opium poppy)
Lineage: Eukaryota; Viridiplantae; Streptophyta; Magnoliopsida; Ranunculales; Papaveraceae
Exons: 1
Coding region: 1-1149 (382 amino acids)
Source: RefSeq, a predicted model, not a curated record